Messenger RNA from Zingiber officinale, 1821 nucleotides. Its product is annotated as probable amidase At4g34880. Bases 222 to 1754 code for a protein of 510 amino acids. The transcript is spliced from 5 exons. Lineage: Eukaryota; Viridiplantae; Streptophyta; Magnoliopsida; Zingiberales; Zingiberaceae. The record is from RefSeq and is a predicted model, not a curated record.
GUCACGCCAUGGAUGCAUCCUCGAGUCGAAGAUUCCAAGUAAUUGUAGUUUAUGUUGUCUCCUCUGUUCGAAUUUACUCACAUCCACUUGGUUUCGCACAACAUCGCACUCUGUGUUAGUCCAACCAGAUCAUAGUCCCAUGGCAGCAUCGAUGGAUGAGUCUAUAUAUAACAGAUAAAUCUUGAAUCAGGCAGCUAUAGAUUGAUCGAGGUUAAUUAAUUAUGGCAGUAAUGUCGUCGUCCUCUUUCCUCCGGUGUUUCUUGCUGCUUCUCCUGUUGGACGCCUCCCGCGCCUUCGAGCUCCAAGAAGCCACCAUCGAUAGCAUCCAGCACGCCUUUGCCGCCGGCAAUCUAACUUCCCGCGAGUUGGUGGAGUUAUACCUAGACCGCAUCCGCUCCCUCAACGAACUCCUACUCGCUGUCAUCGAGGUAAACCCAGCCGCUCUGCAGGAAGCCGACGCUGCAGACCGCGAGCGGCUGAGCGGGCGAGGCGGCUGCCUGCACGGGGUCCCCGUUCUCCUCAAGGACAACAUUGCCACGCACGGCGGCGACGGGCUCAACACCACGGCUGGCUCGUUCGCGCUGCUGGGCUCGUCGGCUCCCCGCGACGCCGGGGUGGUGCGGCGGCUGCGGCGGGCCGGAGCGGUGGUGCUGGGGAAGGCCAACAUGGCGGAGUGGGCCAACUUCCGCUCCUUCGUGGCUCCCAGCUCGUGGAGCGCCCGCGGCGGCCAAGCCCGGAACCCCUACGUGCUGUCAGCGAGCCCGUGCGGGUCGAGCAGCGGGUCGGCGAUAUCGGCGGCGGCGAACCUGGCAGCAGUGACGCUGGGGACGGAGACGGACGGCUCCAUCAUUUGCCCCUCGCACCUGAACUCGGUAGUCGGAAUCAAACCCACCGUCGGGCUCACCAGCCGCGCCGGCGUCAUCCCCGUCUCCCCCAGACAGGACACCAUCGGCCCUCUUUGCCGCACAGUCUCCGACGCUGUCCAAGUUUUGGACGUAAUUGUGGGUUUCGACAAGGAUGACGCGGCGGCAACCAGAGCAGCGUUAAAGUACAUACCUGCAGGUGGAUACAAGCAGUUCUUAAAGGUGAACGGACUAAAGGGCAAGAGGAUUGGCAUCCUCCGUAGAUUCUUCGACUUCUCCAGUACUGAUUCUUCCUACAAAAAUGCAGUCUUCGAGGGUCAUUUCGGCACCAUGAGGCAAAAGGGAGCCAUCUUGAUCGACGACCUUGAAGUAGCCAACUCGAGCAUCAUUCUCGACGUCACCCAGAGCGGUGAAGCGGUUGCAUUGCUGGCUGAGUUCAAGUUGGCACUAAACUCCUACUUAUCAGACCUUUCAUCGUCUCCCGUGAAGUCUCUCGCUGAUGUAAUAGAAUUCAACAACCAGCACAGUGCCGAGGAAAGACUGGAUGAAUUUGGGCAACCCAUAUUUUUAGCAGCUGAAAACACCUCGGGAAUUGGCGCAACCGAAAGAAGUGCAAUUGCGAGAAUGAGCCAACUUUCCAAGCAAGGAUUGGAGAAGCUAAUGGUCGAGAAGAGAUUGGACGCAGUGGUGGCUGCCAACUCAAAUGCAGCUACAAUUUUUGCUAUUGGAGGAUACCCUGCCAUUAGUGUUCCUGCAGGGUAUGGGGGCGAUGGAAUUCCUUUCGGUCUGUGCUUUGGGGGCCUCAGGGGUUCAGAACCCAAGUUGAUUGAGAUGGCGUAUGGUUUUGAGCAAGCAACGUUGGUCAGAAAACCCCCAUCAUUCAGGGAAUGAAGAGAGGUCUAGUUCCAUCACUAAAUAAAAAAAUAUUUUUAUACAUGAAAUUGUAGUUCGAUGAACC